ACCAAAAUAUAACAAAAAAAAUUUGCAAAAUUAUGAUAGAUUAGAAACACUUCACGAGCCGCACAAAUGUUGGCCACGGGCCUCAUGUAGCCCGUGAGCCGUGCAUUAGACAGCCCUGAUGUACACAAACAUAUUCUGGACAUACUAUAUAUGCAUUGAUUAUAUAUACAAGAACCAGUUGAAUGAACUAAUGUAAGAAUGUGGUCAUAGAAUAAGCGAUUAUAAUAAUAAAAUUUUGAAUAUAAAGAAUACCAAACAGUUUUGCAGAUUUUGCGCUGGUGCAAUUUUAAGAUUUUCUGUAACACGCUCCUAAUUCAAUUUUGACAGCAAAAGCGAAAGAGAGAUAACAACAUUCGAUGGGAGCGCUAAAGCAAUAACACAAAAAAGUGUAAGUAGGCAAAUGCUACUCAUUCCAUGGCACUAUAAAAAUAAUUUAUUAACUACAUAUCGAAGAGAUUUUGUUUAUUUGGUAUUUUGAGGGAGAAAGAUUUUUAAAAUUGCUCCAACCUAAUGAGUUGAGGAAGUGCUGUCGCUUGAGUAGUAUCGUUGUCGCGGCGUUUGUUAUUGUUACAAAGAAAAACAAUAAUAAAUCAAAUAUAUUUUAUUUCUAUACAUGUUUAAAAAUUAUUAUAAAAUUAACUUUUUACGCGAACGAAAUUGAAAAAUUUUUAUUUAUAAAUAAAAUACACAAAAUUCUUUAUUUUUUGCAAGUGUUUGUGCAUUUAAUUAUUGUUGUUAUAAUACUAUAUUAAAACAAAUUAUUAAAAAAUUAAUUCCAACAGAAAGAUAUUAAAUAUAUUUUUGUGAGUUCAACAGUAAAUGGCCGAAAAUAAAGGAAUCAUGUUAGCUAAAUCUGUGCAAAAACACGCUGGACGUGCUAAGGAGAAGCUUUUACAAAAUUUGGGUAAAGUUGAUCGAACUGCAGAUGAAAUAUUCGAUGACCAUUUAAAUAAUUUCAAUCGCCAACAAACUCAUGCUAAUAAAUUACAAAAAGAAUUCAACAACUAUAUCAGAUGUAUUAGAGCUGUUCAAACUGCUUCCAAAUCUUUGAUGGAUGCUAUUUCUGAAAUUUAUGAGCCUCAUUGGUCCGGUUUUGAUGCGCUACAAGCACAGACUGGUGCAUCAGAAAGCCUUUGGCAAGACUUUGCACACAAACUUGGUGAUCAAGUUUUGAUACCACUUAACACAUAUACUGGACAAUUUCCAGAAAUGAAGAAAAAAAUUGAAAAACGUAAUAGAAAAUUAAUUGAUUAUGAUGGGCAACGCCAUUCGUUCCAAAAUUUGCAGGCAAAUGCUAACAAGCGCAAGGACGAUGUUAAACUAACAAAAGGUCGUGAACAAUUGGAAGAAGCUCGUCGCACAUAUGAAAUUCUAAAUACUGAAUUACAUGACGAAUUACCAGCGCUAUACGACUCAAGAAUAUUAUUUUUGGUAACAAACUUGCAAACACUUUUUGCCACAGAACAACUCUUCCACAAUGAAACAUCUAAGAUCUACUCUGAAUUGGAAGCAAUAGUGGAUAAAUUGGCAACAGAGUCACAACGCGGUUCCAACACACUCCGAAAACAAGCCAGUAAGUUUAUGGAUACGAAUCCUAUCAAAUCUUCAAGUCCAGUACAAUCUCCAGUAAAGCCAUUGAAUAAUGCAAAUGUCAACAGCAAUUAUCAGAAUCAAAUUACAACCAACGGUUCCAGUAACAUUAACAGUCCAACAUCUUCAAGCUCGGAGCAAGAAGCUAGACUUGAUUCAAUUUCUCCAACACCAGAAUCAACACCAGAGAAUCUUAAAGGAGGUUCAACACCCAGCAGCCCAACAACAUCAACAUCAACAAAUGAGCCAUCAUAUCAAAAUACACCAGUAACUAAUACCACUAAUUCCACCAUACCAGCAACACAACUUACAACAUCCACCACUGAAAAUGAUGAGACCACAGAUAAUCCCGAAAAUAAACAUCUGAACAGUCAAAAUGCUAAUGUAACUGAAAGUGACAAAACUACAGCUAAUACAACAACAACGAAAACAGCUACAACGGAAGAAGUCGUUAAUAGUACAACAAAGGUCCUGAAAGGACAACCACAAAUUCCCACAGAAAAGCUUAAUGGUAAUGGCAAUGGAAAUGAGAAUGAAAAUGGCAACAAUAACACAAACACCGCUACAUCUGUAGCAACAAAUAACGGAAAUGUUGAGGAUAAUAAAAAAACAUUAGAUGCUACCACCGCCGAUUUGCCUCCUGGUGUUCUCUACCGUGUGAAAGCUACUUAUGGUUACGUUAAGGAAGAUGUAGACGAAUUGAGUUUUGAAAUCGGUGACAUGAUACGCGUUAUUGAAUACGAUGACCCUGAGGAUCAGGAAGAAGGAUGGCUUAUGGGACAAAAAGAAGGCACUAAUGAGAAAGGUCUUUUCCCUGCUAACUUUACAAGACCAAUAUAAAGCAAUAUACAGCAGAAGGAGAAAUUUUUAAAAUAAUAUAAAAACAACAACAAAAGCAUCAUCUAUUCAUCAAAAAAAAAAAGAAAAAAAUAA
This is a messenger RNA of Teleopsis dalmanni, 2523 nucleotides long. It is a transcript of the gene Amph, whose product is annotated as myc box-dependent-interacting protein 1. The record is from RefSeq and is a predicted model, not a curated record. The coding region runs from base 820 to 2430 and encodes 536 amino acids. The transcript has 10 exons. Gene Ontology annotation, cellular component: plasma membrane; cytoplasm. NCBI's taxonomy places the organism in Eukaryota, Metazoa, Arthropoda, Insecta, Diptera, Diopsidae. Gene Ontology annotation, molecular function: protein binding; phospholipid binding.